AUGACAAAAACCGGAAAAUGCGACAUUUGUCGGCAGAGGAAGGUCAAGUGUGACGAAACGAAGCCCAAAUGUGGAGCUUGCCGGAAGAAAGAACGACCAUGCACUUAUUCGUAUGGCAAGGCUUCUGCCUUUGUGAUACAAGAUCCUAGUCAAUUGACCAAGCAUGGAGCAUCGAGAAUUGCAUCGACGAAGUGGCCGCUAGAUGCUACAGAAUCUGACGUUACCUUUCCCGAUAAUUUGUCGUCAGAUUUACGAACCAUGACAGAAAGAGCAGCAGGGAAUGGAAAAGGAGUUUUCCAGACACUUGCGCCACUGUCGAGACAAUUGAGCCGAACUUCCAAGCAGAAAGAAACACAUCGAAAGCGAGCGUUACAAGUCUACCUCCAAAGACUCCAGCAUGAGUCUUCUCCCCUCACUAUUCGACCCAUCUCAGAAGAGACUACACUCAUAGCCAGAUAUAUCGACAUGCUCGGCUCGGAGGCUGCUACAAAACAACCUCUUUCCAUUCUAGGCACCUGGAUCCAGUCCAUACCAUCGCGUAUUGGCUCGAACCGGAUGGUAGAUCUUGCAGUCGAGUUCCUCGUCAACAGCUAUGCUACAUUCUGGGACGACUCGCAUUCGAAGCGGAAAGUAGCUAGAGCUUCGAAAGCGAAAGCGCUGAGAGAGCUACAACUCAUGGUUCUGAACACGCAAACUACACCAAGCUAUGAUGUUCUUCUUGCGACCAAAAUGCACUAUGCUGCAGAGGCCUUGAUGGGAAUCGAUACGAUGUACCAUGCAAUACAUGCCUUUGGGCUGGCAGAGCUUCUGAAAGCUGGAAAUGUGUCGGGCGUUGAUGAGGAACACUUCUGGAAUCUCAUUGAUAAUACUUACAUUGACGAUGUCAACGAAGGUAUGCUUGCUGGUCGAAAAUCCGUAUAUGACAACGACUUUUAUCUUUCUGCAACAUACCCCCUAUCACUGGACUCCAACGUUGCGUCAAUGUCGGCAUUCCAGAGAGCUUCUAUGGCAAUUAUGCAUGUCCUAAUACAAUGCCCACGUUUGACGGGCUUGGUGCGAAAGGCGAUCAUGAAUCCUAGUGAUGUCAACGCGCUAGCUUCCGCGAUGUCGUUGAUGGAGUCGUUGAUCCAACUUGACUUGCCACAAUACGUUGCCGAACUUUUGCAAUCAGCAAUAACUGUUGUUCCGAGACCAACUUCCUCGGAAAUCGCCGAUAUUCUAUCAGAUUCACUAGAGUUCAACUCCGUUCAAGACAUGAUCUUGUGUACGCGGUACUGGAUGCUGCAAAACAUAUUAUGUGGCCUCGCUGAAAGUCUUUACCGACAUUUUCCGGCAGAGUCCGCAGAUUCCUUACUUCCUACCCCAGAACGCAUUAGAGCCAUUGACGUGGAUGCCGCCAUGUAUCUCGCGAAAUCUCUUCCUUGGGCUGAAUCAACCUCUCAAAGGCUACCCCUUGUGCCAUUACGACUGCAUACCCCGCUUCAAGUAUCAAUUGGGCCCUGGCAUCGCAUCAUCCGCUACAUCAGUCAGAUUCCAGAAUCAGAAAUUGACCCAGCAUUGGCAUUCGAACUCAAGCGAGCCGAGCGUAUGAAAGCCUGGCUAAUGGAACGCUGUAAUCGCAUCCACAAACAAUGGGACGUGGCCGUCGCCGACGAAAAGCCUCUUCUAGAAGCUCUGGAUUGCAUGUCAGGAGAUCCAAUUCCUGAUUGGCUGCCAGUGCGCGUUCGAUUCGAAGCAGAAGAUGGGGAGAUGGUUAUCAAACUAGAUUACGAGAACAAAACUGGCACCUACUCGGAACGAUACGAACUCGGGCGGCCUCCUCCAAAACGGUCACCGCACCCUUUGACGCCCGACCAGCAAUGGCAGAGAGAGAAUGUGGAUGUGCAGAAGUUGCCAUUCCGAAGUACAGCCAUGCAUGAUACAUCAUUGACAGAAGUGUCACCCGACAAUUCGACCCUCGAUCCCUCACCCCCAACCAAUCCAGCGAUGAGACCCGUUGACUUCAUACACAGCACAGGCAGAAACCUAUGCUCGACAUCUGGCUGGUGGCCCGAAACACCAGCUACAUCCACCGUCCUCCUGGACAGCACCCACAAAGCCUCUGCUUUCCCCAGGAUCUCCCCCACCCAUAAUCGCACCACAACAGCGCCCCUGACUGAACUUCCCCAUGGCCACCCCUGCUUCGCAUCGAGCUGGUGGCCACAGACGCCGAAUAGCAUGCGCAGCACGAGCUUGGGGAACGAUGCGCCUCGUAACCCUUGUUUAUCGCCUGCGUGGAAUAGAUAUACGACUGUCACGUUCGAUAACAGCAGGAAAAAUGCUUGUUAUUCGCCUGCUUGGUCGAAUGAGGGUUGA
This is a messenger RNA of Plenodomus lingam JN3, 2355 nucleotides long. RefSeq lists its product as uncharacterized. Gene Ontology annotation, molecular function: zinc ion binding; DNA-binding transcription factor activity, RNA polymerase II-specific. The record is from RefSeq and is a predicted model, not a curated record. Lineage: Eukaryota; Fungi; Ascomycota; Dothideomycetes; Pleosporales; Leptosphaeriaceae. Gene Ontology annotation, biological process: regulation of DNA-templated transcription.